GGUGAGCGGCGGAGCCCCGCGGCCGGGCAGGAUGUCGGCGGAGCGUUCGAGCGUGCGGGUGGUGUUCUUCGGCGCGGCGGGCGUGGGCAAGACGGCGCUGAUCCAGCGGUUCCUGGCGGGCACGUUCGAGGCGCAGCACCGGCGCACGGUGGAGGAGCUGCACUGCCUGGACUACGAGCUGGGCCGCCAGCGGCCCCCCCUGCGCCUGGAGAUCAUGGACACCAGCGGCAGCUACUCCUUCCCGGCCAUGCGGAGGCUGGGCAUCCGCCGGGGGGACGCCUUCGCCCUGGUCUACUCGCUGCAGGAGCCCGAGUCCUUCCAGGAGGUGCGCCGCCUCCGGGACGAGAUCCUGGAGGCCAAGGGCCGCCAGCCCUGCCCGCCCAUCCUGCUGGUGGGCAACAAGAGCGACCUGGCCCCCGCCGGCGCCGACCCCCGCCUCCACCUCGACUGGGGCGACCCGCACCUGGAGGCGUCCGCCAAGCUGGGCGACAACGUGCCGGCCCUCUUCCGACAGCUGCUGCUCCUGCUGCACCUGCCCGGGAGGCUCAGCCCCGUCCUCCGCCACCGCCGCCGCCGCCGGACUUUCCCCGAAUCCUCCUCCUCCUCCUCCGCGCAGCCCUCCGGGACGCCCGCCAUCCGCAAAAGCCACAGCUGCACCGUGUCCUAGCCCCGCGGCGCUCACUACGCAGUCCCCCCUC
Messenger RNA from Tachyglossus aculeatus (Australian echidna), 698 nucleotides. RefSeq names its product ras-related protein Rap-2c-like. Gene Ontology annotation, molecular function: GTPase activity; GTP binding. NCBI's taxonomy places the organism in Eukaryota, Metazoa, Chordata, Mammalia, Monotremata, Tachyglossidae. The record is from RefSeq and is a predicted model, not a curated record. The transcript has a single exon. The coding region runs from base 32 to 667 and encodes 211 amino acids.